GCAUGCAUCCCAGGAUUCAGAAACUUAGGAAAGGAAUAUAUUAUAAAAAAUACUUAUUAUAAAACAAAUUGAGGAAAUAUAUGGCUCUAGCUAUGGCUUCAGUGAAUGGCUUUAGCGGCUCUUCUCAAGGCGUUCUGGAAGGCAGCCUCCAGCUCAGUGGCUCAGGCCGCUUGAGCAUACCCAAAACCAAUAGAAUUCCCUUGGCUAGAACAGGCUUCAAGGUUCGAGCCCAGCAGGCGCAGAUCUCAGCUCCAACUGAGACAAGUCGCCGAGCAAUGCUGGGGCUUCUUGCUGCCGGGUUUGCCUCCGGCUCAUUUGUCGACAAGAUGGUUCUAGCCGAAACCAAGAGCUUCAAAACCGUUAAAAUCGCUGGAAUCGCGGGUUCCAUCAGUCAAACUGCCACAUCCAAGGGCCUCAUCCGUGCCGCAAUUCAACUUGCAAAGACAAUUCCUGGACUGGAAGUGGAGUACAUAGACAUAGACAACUUACCGAUGUUCAACCUCGAUCUUGUGAAUGGUGAUAGUUACCCAGAAGAAGUCGAGAUUUUCUUCGACAAGCUUCGUGGAAAAGACGGCAUACUCUUCGCUUCACCCGAGUACAAUUACUCUUUCACCGCUCCUCUGAAAAAUGCAAUAGAUUGGGCAUCUAUGGAAGCAGACACUCUGAAAGAUAAAACAGCUGCAAUCGUGAGCACAGGAUGGGAAAUUGGUGGGGCCCGAUCACAGUACCAACUCCGACAGGUGGGGAUCAGACCUGAUAUUUACUUCAUCAACAAGCCGGAACUGUUCAUCACCGUGGGUUCGGGCUCAAUAUUUGAGGACAACGGCACGCUCAAAGAUAAGGAUAUCGAGAGGAAGUAUAAAGAACUUCUUAUAUCCUUAAAAGACUUUACGAUCCGAUUGAGGCCGUGUAGAGAGCCCAGAGCCAGCACCAACAUUGCCAGUUGAUCAUCUCAUCACAACCCUUCGUCUUCUUUCUGGAUCUUGAAGCAUUCAGAGCUGUGGUCUGAAACUACUACGUAAAUGCACUCUUCUUCAUCAUGUUAUGAUUGUACUAAAUAAAGUUUGGCAGUUGCCGUUGGUAAGAACAGUAAUUAUACGAUGGCUCGUAAGGAAUAAAGAGGACAUGCAUGUCUCUAAAUUAUGAAAA
Sesamum indicum (sesame) is the source of this 1149-nucleotide messenger RNA. RefSeq names its product NADPH:quinone oxidoreductase. Gene Ontology annotation, cellular component: cytosol; photosystem II oxygen evolving complex; extrinsic component of membrane. The record is from RefSeq and is a predicted model, not a curated record. Lineage: Eukaryota; Viridiplantae; Streptophyta; Magnoliopsida; Lamiales; Pedaliaceae. Gene Ontology annotation, biological process: photosynthesis. Gene Ontology annotation, molecular function: oxidoreductase activity; calcium ion binding; FMN binding.